Colias croceus (clouded yellow) is the source of this 3614-nucleotide messenger RNA. Its product is annotated as paramyosin. The transcript has 6 exons. The coding region runs from base 163 to 3519 and encodes 1118 amino acids. The record is from RefSeq and is a predicted model, not a curated record. Lineage: Eukaryota; Metazoa; Arthropoda; Insecta; Lepidoptera; Pieridae.
CUUUGAACGUCGACGCACGUCUCCCUCUGACGUCGAAUCUAUUUCGGGCACCCCAGUCUCACACUGAUGCUGGUCCAACACUCGGAAAUCCUUUGUCUUAUUUAAAGUAUAUCGGUCAAUACCUUAAUCAAUUACAAGCGUUGUUUAUAAAAGUGUUCCAAAAUGGGAAAUAUUCUCAGUGGUGCGACUAACCAGGCUUCGAGCUCACGCGAAGCUUUAUCGAGUGAAAGUGAAACAAUGGAAAGCAAAAGUGACAUUGACGACGCUAACACCAGCGAUAACUCUGACGAACAAUAUCACGAUACCGUCAGCGAUGAUGAAGAAGCGCGAGCGAGAUCGAAAGAAGAAGAAAUGCUAGAGUUUAGAAGACAGCUAGAUAUUAAGCGCGAACAAAGAAAGGAGAUACUUGCGCGGCACAAAUCAGAUAAGAAAACUUUGGAAGAUGCAUUGAAAGAAGAGAGGAAAGCUAAACUACAACUUUAUGAACAAAAUAGGCAUUUUCGUGAUUUACUUGUUAGGAAUAAUAUAGACGUUCCUGAAAUUCCCCAUGAAACGGAGGAAAACGCUCUAUUCAAAGAAGCUCUAGAUCAAUUGACCAAAGAAAUGGAAAAUCAAAAAGCUAAUAAUAAUAGAUUAAGGUGCGAUCUUGCUAAUUCUAAUGCUGCUCUACAAUCCGCAUAUUCGGAUAUGGCUGACUUGAGCGCUCAAAAUGCAGAAUCAAUGAAGCAAAUACACGCAUUGAAAGAGGUGAUAACUGUUAGUAAAACAAUGAUUUCCCUACGUGAAGAUCAACUGACUGAAUUGAAAAAUAAAUUGACGGAAAUAGAGCAGUCCCUAGCUGAUAGAGAAGCUAAUAUGCUAUCAACAGACCUGCGACAAGAAUAUGAACGUCAAUUACAAAAUAUAAGAACCCUUAGAGGAUUGUAUGAGGAAAGAGCGCGAUUAGCAGAAGUAACAAGACAGGCUCUUGUAAGAGAUCUUGAUGAACAGAAAGCCUUAUACGAAGCAGAACAUGCAAGAUGCAAUGAUCUAAAUACCGAACUUGAAGAAAUGAAGACCAAGAUUGUAGGACUUGAAGAAACCGUGGAAGAUAAAAAUAACGAAAUAUUUACAUGCAAACAAGAAAUGGAUGGAAUCAAAUCUGAAAUGGCAGUUAUACACAAGCUCUUUUCACAAGUGUUACUUGGUUACAAAACAAAACGAGACCUAGACAAGCUUGUAAAACUACUUGAAGAGAAUCAUGGCAUUUUAACACACAUGGCUGAACAGGAAAGCGGCUCUCAAGUCUCAUCAGCAUUGCCAAAAUUGCUUUUAGAAUUAGUCAAUCAAGUGGAUGAUAGUAAUAAAGAAACUAUUGAGGACAAUCUUCAAACAACAACGAAUGACGAAUCAGCUAAUGGCGAGCAAGGAAAUUAUAGGGCAGAAGAAAUAGUUCAAAAUCUGCCAAAAGUUUGGAGAGUUUUAAUAGAACUCCUCAGCCAUCAAUCUGACUCAAACGCAAACGAAACAGAAGAAAAAGUAACAACAUGUUACAAAACCGUUGAAACAAAAUCGGGCUCGGUACAAGUGCCCAGUGUUAGUCAAACCUAUAUAAGAUUAAAGGAUUUGAUAAUUGAGAAACUGAGCUUAAUAAAGGAAGUAAAUCGUAUGAAGCAACUUAACACACAUUUAGAAACUCGGCUUCAGGAACAAGAACGGCGACUUUGUUUAGUUACCACCGAAUUAAGCAAAACGUGGCAUGUUGUUGGUAGAUUACGUAAACAUCAUCAUCAACUGCAUACACAUGAAAAAAUACUUAAAUAUGAAUUACAACAGAAAAGGAAACUUUUGAAUGAAUUAAAAGAAGAGCUUGAAUACUGUCGGGAAAAACUCGAACAAGCAAGAGAGAAGAAUACUCAAUCUGAAAAAGAUUGGAAAGAGUUAAGAGCAGAAUUUUCUAGUAGGAAAUUAAAGGAUACCACUUCGUUAAACAAUUCUGCGGAGAGUGGCUACAGCGAUGAAAAACCAACUGAUGAAUCUUCAGAGUCUAAUGAUGAAAGCGAAUAUAUUGCAGAGUCAAAAUUAAAAUGUAAGAAGAAAUUUAAAAAAUCAUUUGAAACUGUCGUCGAUUCAAGUGCCGAUUUCAAUUUAGCUGCUGAAAGAGAUGAUCCUGUUAGUGAUAUGAUAGAUGUAGCCGAUCUUUCUCUCGACACACAAGACGAAAACCAAGAGAUACUAGACGACUCAUGUAGCAGCGAAAAUCUACUAAAAAGUGACAAAAUUUGUUAUGAAACUGAAGACGAAGCUGCCGACAUCGUUAUCGACUCAUGCCAUGAAGAAAGCUCAGCCGCGGAAACUAAUACAGAAUACGAUAAAGCCAGAGAAAUUGAUAUCAAACCAGAUGCUGCUACCACGUGUAAUAUUAGUGAUAGUGAUCUACGUGAAAAAUGUUUACCGAGCUCUCUAUCAGACUCACAACAUCCAUCUGUUUCUUUAAUUGAUCCUGCGACAAUUUUGGAAAAUAUAAAAAAACAAAACGAAAGGUUAGCUGAAAAGGACAGGAAAUUAAAUAAUUUAGAAAAAAAUAGCUCUGAACUAAUGGACAAAGCCAAUAAACUAUCGAAAUUUAGUAAUGACAUAAAUAGCACACUCGAUAAUCUUCUAAAUAAGCCGACAUCAAGUGGAAAAGGGAACAGAAUUCAUAAGGAAAACGAGCACUUAAAUAAGGAUGAGGGGACUGAAAAUGUUAAUUCAUUGCAAACUGAUGUUGUUCAAUCUGUUUGUGGAGCACUAGAAACUAAUUCAAGCGCAGGCCCUUCUCUAAACAAUACUGAUCUUACAGAAAACUCAGAAAAUAAGUUUAAACAAAUACUGGAAAAUGUCAAAAAACAAGAUGAACAUUUGAAACACAAAGAUGAGAAAUUGGACAAACUGCAAAGCGAAUGCUCAGAAGUUGUAACGAGUAUAUCAAAUGCCAUAAACAAAGGACAGCAGUUAAAUGAACGAUUAAGCGCACUUCAUACGAAAUUUUAUAAAAAUUCAGACGACGACAAAGGCAUUCAGAAUGGUGAAUCUCAACAAUCAAAUUCUUUCGAAAAAACAGAUGUUGACGUGACUGAAACUGAAUUGCAUAAUCAAGCAGUAGAAAAUGUAGACAUGAAUAUGAACAACAAAUGUGAUGAUAAUGUCACUGUAGUUGAUAAUAAAAAUGACCAAUCUGCAUCAAAUGAAGUAUCUCAAAAGGAAACUGUUGCCUCUAACAGCAUAUAUAACCAGGCAGAAGCAUCGACCUCAAAUGAAAUAGACCACGAAGCCAGAUUUGCAGCCAGAGAUAUACGAUUAAAACGAUUAGAAGAACAAACGAAGUCACUUGUUAGUAAAGUUAACAAAACGGCAACGAAAGGCGUAAAAAUUAAUUACAAACUAGAAGAGUUGCAUAACAUUUAUGGAUCCGAUCAAUCUCGAUCUGGAACACCUUCGGAAGAUACGGGUGACAACUCACAAAGUAACGACGAUGAAAAAGAAAACGAAACAAAAUAAUAUUCGAUAUACAGAAUAUAAUUAAAUAAAAUUAUGUUAUAUUAUAAUCUAAAUGUGUGUGAAAAAUAAACAAAACUACAGUUUCAUACAGUGUU